Messenger RNA from Neoarthrinium moseri, 333 nucleotides. RefSeq lists its product as uncharacterized. The transcript has a single exon. NCBI's taxonomy places the organism in Eukaryota, Fungi, Ascomycota, Sordariomycetes, Amphisphaeriales, Apiosporaceae. The record is from RefSeq and is a predicted model, not a curated record. Bases 1 to 333 code for a protein of 110 amino acids.
AUGGCAGCCUCGAAUGCGGCCAGGGCUGCGCGCCCCGUGACAAAGCCUGCCUUCACCAGGGCGCCCGCGCCUGCACUCCCGUACAAGGGCACCACGCCUGCCGCGCCUCCCGUUGGCCUUGGUGGGCAGCUUCCACAGAGCCUCCGCCCCCCUGUGCCGAAGCGAGUCGACCUUUCCAGCCCGGCGUACAAGGCCGCAUCGAGGAAAUACGUCAGUGUCAUGAUCGCCACGCCCAUCUUGCUCGUCACCUCGUACGUUCUGUUCGACCGUCUCGUCAUGGGCAAGGAAGCCAAGUCUUUGCAGCCAAAGGCAGCUGCCCAGGACGUCAUCUGA